Molecule: messenger RNA, 2356 nt
Organism: Dromiciops gliroides (monito del monte)
Lineage: Eukaryota; Metazoa; Chordata; Mammalia; Microbiotheria; Microbiotheriidae
Gene: CYGB
Product: cytoglobin
Exons: 4
Coding region: 223-795 (190 amino acids)
Biological process (GO): oxygen transport
Molecular function (GO): heme binding; iron ion binding; oxygen binding
Source: RefSeq, a predicted model, not a curated record
AGAGAGAGGGAGGGAGGAGAGAGAGAGAGAGAGAGAGAGAGAGAGAGAGAGAGAGAGAGAGAGAGAGAGAGACUGAGAGAGACACUGAGAGACUGACAGUGACACUGACACCGUCCCUGCCACAGCCACAGAGCACGCACAGCGCUUCCCGGGUGCCCCGGGGUCUCGGCGUCCAUCUGGCUUUCUGCAGCAGUGCCGCGGCUUUCCUCAGCCCCACUGCUCAUGGAGAAAGUGCCGGGCGAGAUGGAGAUUGAGCGGAGGGAGCGGAGCGAGGAGCUGUCCGAGCCGGAGAGGAAGGCGGUUCAGGAUACGUGGGCCCGGCUAUAUGCCAACUGCGAGGACGUGGGGGUGGCCAUCCUGGUGAGGUUCUUUGUGAACUUUCCCUCUGCCAAACAGUAUUUCAGUCAGUUCCAGCACCUGGAAGAGCCGCUGGAGAUGGAACGAAGCCCCCAGUUGCGCAAGCAUGCCUGUCGGGUGAUGGGAGCCCUCAACACUGUGGUAGAAAAUCUGCACGACCCCGACAAGGUGUCCUCUGUGUUGGCACUGGUGGGCAAAGCCCAUGCUCUAAAGCACAAGGUGGAGCCUGUCUACUUCAAGAUCCUCUCUGGAGUCAUUCUGGAGGUGAUCGCUGAGGAGUUUGCUGAUGACUUCCCAUCUGAGACGCAGAGAGCCUGGUCCAAGUUGCGUAGCCUCAUCUACAGCCACGUGACUGCUGCCUACAAGGAAGUGGGCUGGGUGCAGCAGCUCCCCACCACCAACAUUCCACCGGCCACGCUGCCCUCUUCUAGGUCAUAGUGUCCCACUCCCUGGCAGCACCUUGAACAGAAGGCCAAGCUCCAAAGACCAACUUGUCCCUUCGUACCUGGGUGCUGAGGAAGCUAGAAGAAUGGAAAUCAUCUCCAGAGAGCAAGGCUGCCGCUGUGGCUGCCCCGAGAGCUGCUGGGAGAUGGCCCUGGCCAUCUGGAUGCUGAGUGUAGCUCUGGGGCCCACCUGGUGGGGGCUGAUGGGGAGGGUGGUAGGGGACCUCCCUACAGAGCUGGACCCACUAUUUGUAGCUUUUCUAUCCACUGUUAGAGAGAGACCAGGCUGAGGGGCUGGCGGACAGGCAGGGCAGGCUUUGUUAACUCUCGCCAAGAAUAAACCAGCCACUGUUUCUAUCUGCCCGACCAGCAUGCAGGUCUCAACAUGACAUAUCUAUAGUAUCAUACACGCACAUCUACCGCAUAUAAAAAUAUAUUAUAUAUACAUUAUAUAUAUAUAUAUAUAUAUUUAUAUAUAACCUGUACCUGCAGCUGCAGGCCCUUGGGCCUAGGGGCACAUACUAAAGCCUCUGUUUCUUUUUUUUUUUUCUGUCCAUAUAUGUGUCCUGAGGGGAGAGGUUUGUGGCCAGGCUCAGGGGAGGAAGAUAGCUAUAGAGAAAAGUUCCAUGGAAGUGGGGGGAGGCUAAAUUAGCACAGAAAAGCAUAUAGGGCUCAUUACCCUCAAGAAGGUGAGAUAAGCUCAAGCCCAUUUCAAAGAUGGAAGAAGUGAAAUAUUAGAAGCAGCCUCAUCUUUGGGAUGAAAGCAAGGAAAGUGACAGCUCGCCCUGAACGUGAUCCCCACCUCCUUCUUUUGCACCUUCAUGCAUAAACAAAACUCUCCAAUAAGGGCUUGGCAGCUCACUGAUUUUCCUUUCUGGUCAAGUUGAGUCAAUGCUUUUGCUUGUGGUCAACAUCAAGAGGCUCGGGACAGGUGGGUAUCAGACUGUCCUUACGGUACGGUGAGCCCCAGGAAUUUAGUUACCCAAGUACUGAGAGGUCAGACAAUGGCAUUUGGGGAAGACCCCAAAUAUCUAUCCCGGCCUACCUCCCAUCUCCAACAAAAUGAAACCACAGUCAAGGUACAUUGGAAGGUUACCUCAAGUGGGCUAGUCAUCGCUAUGAUAACUGAGACCCAGCAGCCUCAAUACCAAGUUCCUAUAUAAAAGGAGGAUGUGGGAAUAUCUAAGAUGGAUGGGUUUCCUUCCGUUUAUAUUCUUAGAACUUUCCUUUAGAUCAGAAGUUCAGCCGAGGAGGAGAGAGGAAGCUUGAGUGACCCCCUCUCCCCACCAACCCCUUGUGAUGAAGUGAUCCAACGUCCCUUCCCAGUCUAAGGUUCUAUGACUCUGUCUGUCUUCCUAGGCUAGCCUUGCCUUGGGAUCCCUAUGUUUCCCCCCUAGUAAUUUGUAUCUCCCAUAUCAUCCCCGAAGGAAACCUUGCUACUGUGGUUACUGUACCUGUGUCCCAGCCUCCCGUGAUCACUCCUGUAACUGCCUGUCCUUUUGUAGGCUUCUGAUGUUUGUAACCAGACCCAACUGUAUCAUUAAACAAAGAUGUUC